Molecule: messenger RNA, 429 nt
Organism: Chaetura pelagica (chimney swift)
Lineage: Eukaryota; Metazoa; Chordata; Aves; Apodiformes; Apodidae
Gene: GSKIP
Product: GSK3B interacting protein
Exons: 2
Coding region: 1-429 (142 amino acids)
Biological process (GO): regulation of canonical Wnt signaling pathway
Cellular component (GO): cytoplasm
Molecular function (GO): protein kinase A binding; kinase regulator activity
Source: RefSeq, a predicted model, not a curated record
AUGUGCAGAAUGGAGACUGACUGCAAUCCCAUGGAGUUGCCCAAUAAUACAGCGUUCGUAGAGGAUUCCGAUUAUAGAGACUUUGAAGGAACAGAUGUGAAAGAUAUGAGACUAGAAGCCGAAGCUGUUGUGAAUGAUGUUCUGUUUGCUGUCAGCAACAUGUUUGUCUCAAAAACCCUUCCCUGUGCAGAGGAUGUGGCAUAUAUCAAUGUGGAAACCAGAGAAAGGAACAGAUACUGCUUGGAGCUCACUGAAGCAGGACUCAGGGUAGUAGCUUAUGAUUUUGAUCAGACUGAUGACAGAUUGCAAACUCCAUACCAUGAAACUGUCUACUCCUUAUUGGACUCUCUCAGCCCUGCAUAUCGACAGGUGUUUGGAAAUGCAUUACUACAAAGAUUAGAAGCUUUGAAGAAAGAUAGUCAGUCAUGA